AUGUCUGGGUAUUCGGUCAUGAGUCUCGUGUCUACCAUUAUUGGUUUCGUUUCCUUUGGGCUGACGAUUCUUAUUUGGCUUCACUCGUUCUGGAACGCUUUCCAAACGGUCCUCGGCGCCCGGAGCCAGAUCCAGGACGAGCUGUCCCUCUUGAGACAGCGGCUCUACGAGGAGGCCGAGUACCUGCGGAUGCUGCGGCGGCGCGAACGGCCGUCGUCGGAGAGACACCGCAGCGAGGACAAGUACCGCGAUGAUAGAUACCGCAGCGGCGACGAAAAGGGCGGUGGCGGCGGCCACGAGCGUGUCCGGCCCAAGAAGGACAUUUAUCACGACGGAGGCCCGAUCCGGGUCCUCUGGGACGCCGUCAAGGACCUCAUCAAGGACUUUAAAAUGUACGAACGGCCCUUUCUCGUCAUCCCCGGCCACACGGACACGGAAAAGGGUGAAAAGGAGCUCGAGUGGAGCUACGGCGCGCUUCGGCAGAACUACCAGUGCGACUUGCCCCAGCGGCUCAUCUGGCUCAAGUAUCGGCAUCACGUCACCGAUGUGUCGACGAGGUUGGAAAAGAUCCAGACGCACCGCGCCGCGAUCGAGGCCACGCGGGGCCGGCUGCUCAUCACCGAUACUAUGGGCCUGAUGCGAGAGUGUCACGAGCGGGUCAUGGAUGUGGAAGACCGGGUGCGGGUGAUCGAGGAUCGAGUGCUGGGAGUUCGAAUUGUAAGGGGUUUGUGA
Pestalotiopsis fici W106-1 is the source of this 732-nucleotide messenger RNA. RefSeq lists its product as uncharacterized. The transcript has a single exon. Lineage: Eukaryota; Fungi; Ascomycota; Sordariomycetes; Amphisphaeriales; Sporocadaceae. The record is from RefSeq and is a predicted model, not a curated record. Bases 1 to 732 code for a protein of 243 amino acids.